CAGAAGAGAUUGGUGAGCUUCCAAAUAUGAGAGAGCUAGCACUUUCUGCUAACAACUUAAUGGGUGCCAUUCCAACAUCAAUUUUUAAUAUCUCAUCACUUCAGCUUAUGUCGCUUGCGAGAAAUAACUUGUCGAGCAAUCUUCCAUCAAGUAUAGGGCUUUGGCUACCCAAUCUUACUACUCUCCGUCUUGGAGGAAAUAACCUCAUUGGAAUUAUUCCUGAGUCAAUUUCAAAUGCUUCUAAACUCAUUUCUUUAGACCUUGGUAGCAAUGCAUUUACGGGUUCAAUUCCAAAAUCUCUUGGCAAUUUACGACUACUCCAAUUUCUCAGCUUGGCAAGAAAUAAUUUGACGAGUGGGUCAUCUUCUUCCUCUCCAGAAUUGAGCUUCCUUACUUCCUUGGUAAAUUGCAAACAUUUAAAAGUAUUGUGGAUAGAUUAUAAUCCUCUGGACGGCAUUCUUCCGACAACUAUUGGAAAUCUCUCUGCUUCCCUUGAGAACAUUGAUGCAGAUUCUUGUGGAAUCAAAGGCAACAUUCCUAGUGAAAUUGGUAAUAUAAGCAAUUUGGCAUUCUUGAAUCUGCAACAAAAUGGCUUGACCGGAUUCAUUCCCUCUACAAUUAAAGCGUUGGGAAAGCUUCAAAUAUUGUAUCUUUCCAACAAUAGACUGCAAGGGUCCAUUCCAGAUGAUAUAUGCCAACUUAAGAACAUGGGUGAUCUAGGAUUGGACCAAAAUGAACUUUUUGGAUUGAUUCCUGAAUGCUUAGGGAAUAGUACAUCUCUAAGGUAUCUCUACCUCAAUUCCAACAAACUAACUUUCGCCAUACCUACAAGGUUGGGCAAUCUUAAAGAUAUCUUGGAAAUUAACCUGUCCUCGAAUUCUUUAAAUGGAAAUCUGCCACCACAACUUGGGAGUUUCAAAGUUGCAACACUAAUAGAUUUUUCAAUGAACCAGUUCACAGGCAAAAUCCCAAGUACAAUUACAGGUUUGCAAAACUUGGUUACUCUUUCAAUGGCGCACAACAAGUUACAAGGAUCUAUACCUGACUCAUUUGGCAGCAUGGUGAGCUUGGAAUUCUUAGAUCUAUCCUAUAAUGACCUGUCCGAUGUGAUCCCCAAAUCCUUAGAGACAUUGUCUCAUCUUUCAUAUCUCAACAUUUCUUUCAAUAAGUUAAGAGGACAAAUUCCAAAUGGGGGACCUUUUGCGAACUUCACCAUUCAAUCUUUCAUGUCGAAUGAAGCAUUAUGCGGUGCACCAAAGUUUCAAGUCCCGCCAUGCCAUACUAGUUCCCUUCAUCAUCUGAGGGAAAAACGAGUAGCUCUAGCGUUAUAUAUUUUGUUACCUAUUGCUUCCAUACUGCUUGCUACGAUCUUUGUGUUCUUGUUCACAAAAUGUCGAAGAGGAAAUAAAACUCCAUCCAAUGUUGAUCUCUUACCAACAAUAACACCUCCAAGAAUCACAUACCAACAGCUUUUUCAAGCAACUAACGGGUUUAGUGAGAGCAACUUGCUUGGUACAGGGAGUUUUGGUUUUGUCUACAAAGCUAUCCUUGAAGAUACCACAGUUUUGGCUAUAAAGGUAUUCAACUUGCAAGUAGAAGGUGUAUUCAAAAGUUUUGAUGUAGAAUGCGAGAUAAUGCGACACAUUCGUCAUCGCAAUCUUACUAAGGUCAUUAGCAGUUGCUCGAACCUUGAUUUCAAAGCUCUAAUACUUGAGUAUAUGCCUAAUGGGAGUCUUGAAAAGUGGUUGUAUUCUUACAACUAUUUCUUAGAUAUGUUGCAGAGAUUAGACAUAAUGAUAGAUGUUGCAUGUGCUUUGGAGUAUCUUCACCAUGAUUAUUCAAUGCCUUUGGUUCACUGUGAUUUGAAACCCAGCAACAUCUUGCUAGAUGAUGAUAUGGUUGCACAUGUGAGUGAUUUUGGCAUUGCGAAGUUAUUAGAUUUGGGGGAGAGUGUCACACAUACAAAGACCAUAGCAACAUUUGGGUAUAUUGCACCAGAGUUUGGAUUGGAAGGAUUAGUAUCCACAAGCUGUGAUGUUUAUAGUUAUGGAAUCUUGCUUAUGGAAACAUUCACAAGAGUGAAGCCCACCGAUGAAAUGUUUUUUGAAGACAUGACGAUGAAACGUUGGAUGAGGGAGUCACUACCAAAUGCAAUCUCUCAUGUUAUAGAUGCUAACUUGCUUAAGCCAGAGGAAGAACACCUUACUGUAGUUGUACUGCAGUGUGUAUCAUCCAUCAUGGAAUUGGCUUUGAGUUGCUCUGCAGAAUCAUCCGAGGAGAGGAUGAACAUGAAAGAUGUUCUCGUAACACUCAAAAAAAUUAAACUUUGGUAUCUAGAAAAUUGUGGAAGGAGUUGAAAGAAGAAAAGUUGGGACUUUGGUAUCUAGCCAAUUGGAACAUUCAAAAAAGUUAGCCAGAUGCAUCUGUACCUGGUAGUGAUUACAUAGUACUUUGAUUGCUUAUUGUGUAUGCUUUGUAUUUUUUUUUCCUAUGUUUGUAUACGGUUGCAGUAUACGUAAGUAGUUAUCUUGAAGAACUAAGCAAAAAAGAAAAAAAAAAGAGAAGAAGUUAAAUAUGGUAAAUGUAUCCAAACAUGUGUCUUUGAGACUUUCUUUCUGUAAUGACUUGGAUUCUAAUUCGUAUCGGAUUGGUGUAAAGUGGUGCUUGUCACCUUAAAACUUGUAUGGUUGUCAGACUCUUGGUAUUGAUGGGUUGGCAAGUAAACUUUAAAUAUUAUAAUUGAGGAUCCUUGGGUGAUGUUUAGAACCUUGAUUGAAACCUUAACAAGGUAUUUAGGCAAGAUUAGAUCAAAAGCCCCAAAUUUGAGUUUUUAUUUUUGACCCAACUUCACUAUUUUGCCCUUUUCUCCUUCCACAACUUGAAUUUGAAUGUGAGGCUAGAACCAUUGGAAAUCUUGUUUCCGGGGCUUCGAUUUGGACGUAAGAAUGAUCUAAAAUGGAGUUCGAACGACAGAGUUAUACCUCUUUGAAUUUUUAGUUUCUGUGCUGGAAGCAAGCUCGCUCGAUUGAGACUUUCUUCGCUCGAGCGAACUGCGCGAUUUUCAAAGAUUUUGGGAGCUUCUUUUCCACGCUCUAGCCAAGCUUCCUUCGCUCGAGUGACCAGGUCGCUAGCAGACAUUAUAAAGUGACUUUUUGGCCCCAAAACCUUAGUUUUUCUUCCUCUCUUCUCUUUCUCUCCUCCAUGUCCGAAAACCUAGCCCUCAAAACUUUGAUUUCAUCCAUUUUUACCAAAAAAAUCCACCAUGGAUCUUGCGUCAAAGAUGAAGAAUAAGAGAAGAUCAACAUUUUCAACCGAUUAGAUUUUGGAUUUUCAAAAGGAUGCUC
This is a messenger RNA of Camellia sinensis, 3344 nucleotides long. The record is from RefSeq and is a predicted model, not a curated record. Lineage: Eukaryota; Viridiplantae; Streptophyta; Magnoliopsida; Ericales; Theaceae.